Ceratosolen solmsi marchali is the source of this 1522-nucleotide messenger RNA. Its product is annotated as angio-associated migratory cell protein. The transcript is spliced from 8 exons. Gene Ontology annotation, molecular function: protein binding. The record is from RefSeq and is a predicted model, not a curated record. The coding region runs from base 225 to 1487 and encodes 420 amino acids. Lineage: Eukaryota; Metazoa; Arthropoda; Insecta; Hymenoptera; Agaonidae.
CUGAUUCCACUUUAAAAUUGCAUUUAAGGUAAUCAAAAAUCCGUAUGAAUAUAUAGUUGGGUCCGAUUGGUCAAAAUUUUGGUCGCAAUGUCAUUGUUUGGAAAAAGAACUCGAGUUGCGUAUCGAUUUGCACAUUUUGUGCCUUCGAUAUCUCAUAAAUUGUAGAUUUGUAUAUGUACACACAUGUGCUUUGCUGCUAGUGCCGUAGAACGUCGUUGUCAAUUAUGGGUAAUCAGGAGACUCCGCCAUCAUCUCCGUAUAUGGAGGAAUAUAUUGAAGAAAUAGAUGAUAAUGAUUUAGAUUCAAUGGCAGACGGAGAUAUCGAAAUAAUAGAAUCUUACCAAGUUGAGGAAAACGAAGAAGAAGCAAGCGACGAUAUGGCCGAAGAAGAAGUAAUUGUGGAAGCUAUGGAGAGAGAAGAUGCGAGCUGUAUAUUUGAAAAACACACUGCUUCUGUAUUCUGUGGCUCUUUAAGUAAAGAUGCACAAUAUGCGGUAACAGGCGGCGAAGACGAUAAAGCAUACGUUUGGGAUGUGAAGAGUGGAAAACUUAUUUUGGAAUGUGAAAAUCACAAGGACAGUGUUAUAUUCGCUGAUUUUAGUUACGAUGAUUUGUAUUUAGCUACAGGAGAUAUGAAUGGUAUUAUUCAAAUACGAAAGACAUCCGAUAGAACUAUAAUUUGGAAUGAUGAUAUGGGCGACGCCACAUGGAUGCAAUGGCAUUCUAUGGCGCAUGUCUUACUUGCUGGAUCUGUCAAGGGUGAAAUUUAUAUGUGGAAAAUUCCAGAGGGCGAAUGUAAAAUUAUUCAAGGAUUUGGAAACAGAACAGAGACUGCGUGUCUUAUGCCAGAUGGGAAAAGACUCGUAGUCGGUUACGAAGAUGGCGUAAUUCGUGUAAUAGAUUUAAAAUCCUGUGCAAUUUUGACAACAAUUUCAUCUCAUAUUGGUCAUAAUGCUGCUAUUACGUCUCUUGAUUGUCACAUGGAUAAUAAUUUAAUUUUGUCAGCUUCGGUUGACAAAAAAACUAUUGUUAGUGCUGCUAAUACUGGCAAAAUAAUUAGUAUUUUACAAGAUUUAAGCAGCGAUAGUGAUGAUAAUAUUGACGAAAGUUGUAGUUCUGAUAUUUCAAAAGGAAACUGGAUAGAAGCUGUUUCAUUUUACAAAGAUCCCGUCCAACAUAUCGCAGCCACUGGAAGUGUUAAUGGUUACAUAUUCAUUUGGGACGUAUCGAGAAAGAUAUUAAGACAUAAGAUAGAUCAAGGGAGUGGAGUUGCUAAGCUUUUAUGGAAAGAAAAUACGUUCUUAAUAUUUUCAGCAGGCUUAGAUGGAAUAUUGAGAUGUUAUGAUUCAAGAACAGGUGGAUGUGUGCAUACUUUCUUAGGUCAUACCGAAGAUAUUCUUGAUAUAUGCAUAUCUAAAGAUGGCAAAACAAUUUUAACAACCUCUGAUGAUACAACUGCAAGAAUUUUUGAAAUUAAUGCAGUUUGAUUGCCUUGUGUUGCAAAUUAAGCAGUUAAAAAAAU